GAGCUCAACAGUGAACAAGUUGAUGGUCAAAUUAAGGAGGCUGCAACAAGGUAAAAGAGCCCUGGAAGAAGAAAUUAAGGAGGUGAAAUCAGUCAGUGACUUUUUGCAGAAAGAGCUGGCAACUUUACAAACUGAAGCGUACCAACUGGAAGGAAUCCAUAAAGAAAAAGAGGAGUUGUGCAGGAAGCUGCAGUUCCAGUGUGAAGAGUGUGAGCAGGACUCUGUCAGGCACUUAAACCAGAACAAGAAAAGUGAGGAACUGCUGGAACAGUACAGAUGUGAAAUCCAGGAAUUCAAGCUUAAACACCGGAAGCAGCGCAUGAAGUUUGAAAACCAACUUCAUCAACUGAUAGAGCAGCAUAAGAAUCUGCACUCUGUCUUUUCUCCAGAAAGGCUCCCAGAUGAAAUCAAGAGCACUGAGAAUACGAAAAGUCAGAUGUUAUCAGCCGAACAAAUUAAGUUGGCUCAGCUUCACCGCCUCCUCGAGGAGCUAGAAGAGAUGGAGAAACAGAAGCAGCCAGUGACCGCAGCUGCAGAGACUAAGGAGGAGUAAAACUGCGCAUUUGUAGGUAGUGAAAAAAAAAAAGAUCUGAGGUAAUAGUCCCUUGUUUUCCUCCCAGUUGGAUGCACUUUUAUCCCUUCUUGUCAGGUGAAAACCUUAAAUCUAACAUGUCAGUUACUGGGUUGUAUCAGUGCAGGUGUUGCAGGUUCCUGCCAAAGCCUUAGGGCAAAAAACUAAAACUUCUUUAGUCAAGUCAAAUGUUUGCCUUCCAAACUGUUUAUUCAUUGGCUAUUUUGUUUUCUAAGUACUUUUUAUAUUAAUGAUGUGAUGCAUGGACUUGUUUGAUGUAUUUAUGUACAUACUGCGACUGGUUAGGGUGUUCUUCAGAUGCCAGUAUCCUAUAUAGUACUAUGUUCAUCUUACUUAUAUAUUGUAUGUUGAUAUAAUAUAAAAGUGUUCCUAUAUUUAAAAGAAAUAUACAGCUUUUAACAUUGUUGUUACAUUGUUGUCAAAUGGGUUUAUUUUAUAAAUCUUAACGAACCUAUGUAUGAAAACAGUACAACCAUUCCCUACAAUAUAUACACAUGUUGUAUUUACAGUAUGUGCACAUAGCAACGUUCAAUUUCAGUUUUAGAGAUUUAUUAAAAUACUUAUUUUUUGCAGUAUUUCAAUUACAGUGUGAUACUUUGAGGUUGUUUUGUUUUUUAAACAACCUCACAUUUAACCUGAGCAACUGAUUUCCCCCUACUUAA
This is a messenger RNA of Cottoperca gobio, 1254 nucleotides long. RefSeq names its product kinesin-like protein KIN-14E. NCBI's taxonomy places the organism in Eukaryota, Metazoa, Chordata, Actinopteri, Perciformes, Bovichtidae. The record is from RefSeq and is a predicted model, not a curated record. The transcript has 8 exons. Bases 23 to 553 code for a protein of 176 amino acids. Gene Ontology annotation, cellular component: synaptonemal complex. Gene Ontology annotation, biological process: synaptonemal complex assembly.